GUCAUCGAGCUGUGCCUUCGGUUGACGCUUGGCGGGAUCAUUUGAGAGAAGAAAGGCGCCUUUUGUGGUGUGACCUGACGGACGCACUGCUGUUACCUCUUCUAAUAGAAUAUAUCAGAGCCUGCUGUCAUGAAUUCAAGGCGGAAGUUGUCCAAGUCUACUGCCCGUGAAGAACAUCUAUUAGAAGAGUCACCAAAAACGAAGAAAUCUCGAAUCUCUGCCAAGAAAAAGGCAGUCCCACAAGAUGAUGUUGUAGAAAACAACAAUGUUUUUGGACAGCUCCUCAAGACAGCGGGAAUUACAUUGAAAGCUGGAGAAAAACAGAAUGAAAUUGCUAUAGAUGGUGCUGUUUUCCAGAAGAAGCUUUGUCAGGCUUUGAGGAAGCAUUCUUCUUAUCCACAGGUUGUUGGAGAGUUUGUCAGUGGUUUGGAAUACCACAUUGAAAACAGAGAUCAGUUCAGAAACUGUCUUCUUCCUUGUGUGCCAGCACAGAGUCAGGAAAUGAGUAAUGCAGUUCAUUCAUAUUGUGAAAGUCUCAUUAAACUACUCCUUGGAACUGAGAUAUUGCAGCCUGCUAUUAUAAGACUAUUGUUUGAGAAACUUCCUGAAUUUUUUCAUGAAAGUGUGGGCACUGAUGGACUCAAUUUGCCCCGGCUCAUUAUCAAUCAGUUAAAAUGGCUCGACAGGAUAGUUGAUAGCAAGGAACUUGUAUUGACAAUAAUGCAGAUUAUCUGUGUUUCUCCUCUGUCAAUCCAACACGAUAUUAUCACAAGUUUGCCAGAAAUCCUGGAAGAUUCCCAGCAUGGUGAGGUUGCCAGAGAGCUUAGCUCAUUGUUAAAGGAGAAAACUGAACUAACUGUUCCAAUUCUGGAUGCCCUUUCUAGUUUGAAUCUUGAUCUGGAGCUUCUGACUCAGGUGCGACAGUCUGUCAUGAUUACAGUGGCUGCUGUUAGAAUGGAAGAUUUGCCUGUAGUAGUCAAAUUUAUUCUUCGCUCCAUCAAGACCGCUGAUGCAGUAGAGGUAAUUUCUGAUCUUCGUAAGAAGGUGGACCUGGAUUCUUGUGUUUCACUUCCACGAAUUCAUGCUUCUCAGAGCAAGCUCAUGAGCCAGCCUCAGGGAAGUCUCUCUGCAAACCAAGUGAACAUCAGUCAGGAUUGUGUCAAACUCCUUUUUGAAGUCAUAAAGUCAGCUGUAAAAUUCCAGAAGAUGAUUUUGGAAGCCUGGGUUAAGGUUAUUGAGAAUGUUGCUUCUGCCUCUGAGCAUAAGGUUCUGGAUUUGAUAGUGCUGUUGAUAAUCUGUGCGACAAAUGCCAAGAACAAGAAGCAAAUAGAAAGAGUCCUGAGGAACAAGAUUCGGUCAGGUGAUAUGCAAGAGAAGUUGCUGCAAAAUGCCUUCCGGCUUCACUCACAGGUAAUGAGAGACCUCUUUCCAGCCAUCCUGUCACUGGCUGAGAUCUUUCUGCACGCUGUGGAUCCCUGUAUUGUCUCUUUUGGAAGCUGCAUGUACAAGCAAGCAUAUGCAACCUUUGACUCAUAUUGCCAGCAGGAGAUUGUGGGUGCUUUGGUGACGCAUACAUGUGGCGGAAAUGAUGUUGAAGUGGAUGUGUCUCUAGAAGUUCUCAUUGACCUUGUUUCUGUCCAUACCUCAUCAGUAGUUCCAUAUGCUGUCUUUCUGAAGAGCAUUUUAGACUACAUGGACAAUCUAAGUCCACAGCAAAUCCGGAAGCUAUUCCACAUCCUUAGCAUGCUAGCAUUCAGUCAGGAGCACAGAAGCAGCCACAUUCAGGACGACAUGCACAUGGUGAUCAGGAAGCAACUCUCCAGCACUAUUGCCAAAUAUAAGCGCAUUGGGAUUAUCGGUGCAGUUACCAUGGUGAGCAGCAUGGCAGCAAAAAAGAGUAAAGAAAAUGGGCAAAUAUUGGAAAGAGCACCACUAAGCAAGGAGCAAUGUAGACAGAUUACAUCUUUGCUGGAGCUGGUGUGCUCCAGCUGCAAGCAGGUUCCCCAAGCCGUGGCUCUCUACUACGAUGAACUUGCCAGCUUAGUUCGGAAAGGGAAUCUGGACUUACAGAUCCUGGAAUGGAUUGAGAAUAGUGUAGUGAAGGACUUUGAGGCAGAAUUUGUGACAGAAUUUCCUCCUUCAGGUGACAGUAUUUGCCUCUUCCCAGUGAAGGCCCUGUACAGCUUAGAAGAUGAGGAGAGUGAGGGAAUUAUUGUUAUUAACCUGUUGCCUCUGCUGUCUCAAAGCUAUGUCAGCACAGAAGAAACAGCAGCCCUCAGCCAGGAGAAAAGUUUAGUGUCUCCAGUGUGCUUGACACCAUUCUUCCGGUUGCUGAGGCACUGCGUAUCAGAGAUGAACAAUGGAAACAUGGAAGAAAUUGAUGCCUUAUUGGGGUGUCCUUUAUAUCUGACUGACUGGCCAGAAGAAGGAAAGUUAGACUCCUUAUCAAAUCAAGAGCGUGAACUACUCUGUUCGCUCUUAUUUCAUACACUUAACUGGUUCCGUGAGGUUGUGAAUGCUUUCUGCCAACAAGAAGACCCUGAGUUGAAAGCAAGAGUUUUGACUCGGCUACAGAACAUUACAGAGUUACAGUGUCUAUUAGAAAAGUACUUAGCAGCAACCCCUGGCUUUGUUCCUCCCCCUGCUAAUUUUGAUUCUGAGAUGUUGGAGGGAGUCCCUUUUAUCAGUACCGCUGGUCCGACCAAAAACAAGAGCAAAGGAAGGAAAAGGAAAAAAAUUGACAGCAAAAACAGCUCUACUGACAAUUCACAGUGGGAUGAAAACACAGAGGCAAAUGUGCCUGAAGCUGAAACCAGUCAACCAGAAAAGGAUUCCAAAGAGAGUGAAACAGAUGCCCCUUUGGUACAGCUGCAGAAUUACAGUGCAUAUUUUCGUGAAUUAGACUUUGAAGUUUUUACCAUCCUUCACAAUGGGUUGCUGAUGAAAUCUGUGCUGGACACAGAGAUGCACACAAAGACCCGUGAGGUGGUGCAGAUUGGGCCUGCAGAGCUCCUAUUCCUUCUGGAAGAUCUGUGCCAUAAACUGGAAUAUAUACUGAUACCCAUAUCUUCAAGGAGACCCCCUUUCUUAAAGGGAAAAGGAAGCAGGAAUGUUGGGUUCUCACAUCUUUGUCAAAGAUCAUCUCAAGACGUGAUGGAGUGUGCUGUACAACUGUUGAUGCCACUAUGCAACCACAUGGAAAAUAUGCACAACUUCUUCCAGGCACUACUUGCAGAGAAUCAUGGAGUAGUCGAUGCACCUGGAGUCAACAUUCAGGAACACCAGCUUAUGUCCUCCUGUUACCAGCGCUUACUGCAAGCCUUUCAUCUCCUCUUUGGAUGGAGUGGAUUUUCUCAACAUGAGAAUCAUAGGCUGCUGAAAGCAGGCCUCCAAGUUCUUGCACACAGACUCAAGCCAGGGGAGAAGGAAUGCCCUCUUGAGGAACUGCUCAGGCAGAGUUUUCAGUAUCUGCAAAAUUUCCAGCACAGCGUCCCCAAUAUUUAUUGUGCACUGAGCCUCACUCAAAUUCUACUUGGCAUCGCUGAAAAGUCUGGAACCAAUCUGAAAAAUGAUAAAAUAGCUUCCAUCACUAAAUAUUUUCUCUGCCAAUCUUGGAUAGAGCCCAGUGGAGUUCGUCAGAAGGGAAGGCAGUUUAAUGAUGCUCUCCAUGCUUUGUUCUGUAUCUAUUUGGAGCACACAGACAACUGUUUGAAAGCUAUAGAAGACAUUUCAAGAAUUGGGAUUCCGGAGCUGAUUCAUUCUGCUAAAGAUGGGCAUUCUUCUACUUACCCUACUUUGACCAGGCAAACAUUUCCAGUUUUCUUCCGAGUAAUGAUGGCUCAGCUAGAAAACUCAGUGAGGAACAUUCCUGCUGGACGAUCAUCAGACUCAAGUGAGGUUCAGUUAGAGAAAUUGCUACAUUGGAACAUGGCUGUGCGGGAUUUCCACAUACUUGUUAAUUUAGUUAAGGUAUUUGACAGUAGGCCUGUGCUCAGUGUUUGCCUGAAGUAUGGUCGUCUGUUCAUGGAAAUCUUUUUGAAACUUGGCAUGCCCCUCUUGGACUGCAGCUUUAAAAGGCACAGGGAAGACGUGCAGAGUUUGCUGAAAACUUUACAACUCAGUACCAGACAACUCCACCACAUGUGUGGUCAUUCCAAGAUUCGCCAAGACACAGGACUCACCAGCCACAUUCCUCUACUGAAGAAGUCUCUUGAGCAGUUUGUGUACCGAGUGAAAGCAAUGCUGGCUCUGAAUCACUGUCAGGAGGCUUUUUGGGUUGGCAUCCUCAAAAACAGAGACCUGCAGGGUGAAGAGAUCCUUUCACAAGCAUCCCAAGAAAGCAAGGAAGAGGAAGAAAUGUCCAUGCUUCCCGAGAAGGAUUCUGAGGACAAGGGAGAAGAAGAAGAUUCAGAGAGUGAGAGCAAGGCAGAUAUCAGAGACAGUGAUGAAGACAGCUCUGAUUAGGCUUGACCAUAUCAGGAUAACUUUAUGGUGAUCUGUUAUAACUUGUAAUUUGAAAGCUCAGGAACUGUGGUGAUCCUGAUGAGUUGUGUAACUGGUUGCCAAGCAUGCCAAAACAAGGUGGAUUAUAAAAGGGACUAUAUAAAGCCUGAGCUCAUUGUUGUUUAACGUUCAGCUCUUUAUCUCUAGAAAGCUUUAAAUAAGAACACAAAGCACUUUUUAUUGUUGGUUUCCAUUUUAUCAACGGCAUUCCUUUUAUUUGCUUCUUUACCUUAAUCUAACAGGUCGUGAACCUAACUAUAUUUUGGAGUGUGGUCUUUGUACUUAUGCACUUUUAGGGGGAAAUGCCCUACUUUCCUUUUUUAAAUGUUGUACAGAAAUGAUUUUGGAGGGGGGAAUAUGCUUAUCACAAGUUUUCAGUGCUGGUUCAUGGAAAUAUUAUAUUCUAGAAGUUUUUGCUGUGCUGUAUGCAAGAACUUGUAUAAUGAUAUCUUGACUUUAAUUCACAUACUUACAGAUUAAAAUAUAAAAUUGUACCAUUAA
Molecule: messenger RNA, 5004 nt
Organism: Sphaerodactylus townsendi
Lineage: Eukaryota; Metazoa; Chordata; Lepidosauria; Squamata; Sphaerodactylidae
Gene: FANCD2
Product: FA complementation group D2
Exons: 44
Coding region: 130-4464 (1444 amino acids)
Biological process (GO): homologous chromosome pairing at meiosis; double-strand break repair involved in meiotic recombination; interstrand cross-link repair
Cellular component (GO): nucleus; condensed chromosome
Molecular function (GO): DNA polymerase binding
Source: RefSeq, a predicted model, not a curated record